Pelobates fuscus (common spadefoot toad) is the source of this 2147-nucleotide messenger RNA. RefSeq names its product phosphatidylinositol glycan anchor biosynthesis class S (gene PIGS). Gene Ontology annotation, biological process: attachment of GPI anchor to protein. The transcript has 12 exons. The record is from RefSeq and is a predicted model, not a curated record. Gene Ontology annotation, cellular component: GPI-anchor transamidase complex. Lineage: Eukaryota; Metazoa; Chordata; Amphibia; Anura; Pelobatidae. Bases 51 to 1745 code for a protein of 564 amino acids.
GGAUUCCGUGUCAAUCAAGUGCGCCGGUGAUUUGACAGGUAGGAAGAAAGAUGGCUGCGUCCGUGACAGCUGCCACUGCUGCCGAGGGGACUCGGGGGAAGCGAGCCGCCAUCUCCAUCGCUCUGAUCACCGCAGUGCUGGGGCUGCCCCUCUGGUGGAAAACCACAGAGACCUACCGAGCAUCCCUACCCUUCACCGAGAUCAGCCAGCUGGACAGACUGCAGCUCCAGCUCACAGUUCCUAUAGAGAUUGUAUUCGCUAAAGGCACACUGAGUACAGAGCAGCAAAGAAAACUCCCCUCCUCUGACUCCAAGAACAAUGAGGUUGUACUAAACAGCCACACUAGGUUUAACUGUCAUUAUGCGAUUAAGUACCGAAGAAUAAGCAGCACAGAGGAAGAAACGUUGACACUGCAAAGCGUGAAAGAUACUGAUGAAGCUCUUCAGCUACUCGAUAAAGGGGAGCAGGGCUCCAUUUCCUUAUAUAUUUUGCCGGAGACAUCAUCUCUUCUUUCCCAGGGGGUCAGUGUGUACAUUGGUAAGCACCGAAGAGCAUUUGUAAAAUGUGCAUUGGAUCAGUCUGCUCGUAUAGAGGACUUUCUCCGAACCCUCUACAAGAAUGUGCAGCGUGUUAUUCAAACAAUGUCAUUCAAUGGAGAGACUGUCACAGCAGCACUGUCUGAUCGCAUCCCAAUUAGCCGAUUCAGCAAAGAUGAUUUUGAAAACAGCAGAAGAGCAUUCAAGUCCAGCCCAGGUUAUGACAUCACAUUCAGUUUAUUGAAUCCUGACCCCAAAUCUCUUGAUGUGAACUGGAAUAUCAGUUCUGCUUCAGACCAGUACAUACAGCCAUUUUUGGACAAGCUCCAACCUGUAGCCAACUUUUCUGUUGAUUCUCAGAUAUUGUAUUAUGCUGUUCUUGGAGUUACACCUCGCUUUGAAAAGUCUAGUUCCAGCUACAUCCUUAAUGCAAAUAAUUUGCCCCAUGUUAUCAACCCAGUAGAGGCUCGGCUUGGUUCCAGUGCUGCCUCUCUCUAUCCAGUCUUGAACUUUUUACUAUACGUUCCAGAAUAUUUUCACUCUCCUCUCUACAUCCAGGACAAAGAUGGUAACAGGGUACCAACCAAUGCGUUUCACAGCCCACGCUGGGGUGGAAUCAUGGUCUAUAAUGUAGAUUAUAAAAGCCAAGGAGAACAAGAACCUCCAAUAUACGUGGACAUCGACAUGGUGCAAGUGAUGGAAAUUUUCCUUACACAGCUACGACUCCUAUUAGGCAUUACAAAGGUCUAUGUGCCAGACAAUUAUAUGGUGGAAAAUCCAGGCAAUGAGGGGCUGACAGACUGGGAGCUAGACAAACUCCUCUGGUCAAGGACUGUUGAGAAUAUAGCUACAGUGUCUACCACGUUGACAUCUUUGGCUCAACUUCUGGAUCAGAUCGGGAACAUUGUUAUUAAUGACAAUGUAGCCUCGGAGGUGUACCGUGCAGUUUCCUCUGUUCAGAUCUCUAUGACUGAAUUAGAUGCUGGUCGACUAGAGUUUGCUUUUCAAGCUAGCAAGGAAGCCAUUACUUCUUCAGAAAAGGCGUUUUUUGAUCCUUCUCUCCUUCACCUGUUAUAUUUCCCAGAUGAUCAAAAAUUUGCUAUUUACAUACCGCUUUUCUUACCCAUGGCUGUCCCAAUCCUGCUGUCCAUGUUAAAGAUUGCCAAGGAGUACAAAGCUAGCAAAAAGGAAGCAAUCAAAGUUGAAUGAGCUGCUUGCUGGAGAUGGAUAGUUCAUGUUUGGUAUGGAAUUGCUAAAAAAAAAAAGACAAACACACUAUGGGUUGCAUUUUAAAAUUGCAUGGACGUGUUUCAGUUAACAAGUAUGACAGCCUGGAGGAGAACUGUAUACCAAUCAUCCCUUAACUGUCAUGGAGAAAUCUUUAAAUCAACACCUGGUUCUUUCACAGAGAAUAGUGUGGUUUCGGUUUUCAUGUGUUGAGAGUGUUGCAGCUGCCAUAAAGCAUGUCAGUGUGUCAAUUUAUAAUAUAUGUAUAUAUGGAGCAUACUACCCAUGUGAUUUAUCACUGAUGUAGGCUGCAGGGCAGUCUGUCUCAAUGAAUUAUAAGUUUUGUAACUUGGAGAUGUAAAUAAAGAACAACUUGAAUCCUGA